GGAAUAUUAUGUCAAACAAGCACCUUGCGGAGUUGAAGUGAUGCGGCGAAACAGCGAAUCGUCGCAAUAUCACGAUGAAACUCCUCGCAGAAGAGUUCGCAGGACGCCUUCUCAUGACUUGGAAAGACAUCAUAGCAAUGAUAUUAAAGUGGCCAGGUCGUUGGAUGGUGUAGAAAAUGUACCGACCUCGCCUUACUCGCAAGCCUCAUUUCAAUAUCUAGGACCUCAUGGAGCCAGUUCGACUCCAAGUCCGACGCGAUCGGUGCAACCUGUUAGCCCUCAUAGAAGCGUGAGCUACCAUGGAUUCCAGCGUAGUUUUAGUCAGCCUGUGGGGUCAACAGGAGAAUUGUCUCCCUGUUCCCCAUUUCCUCACCCAGUUGUUUCGCCAUCACAUUACCAGUCUUCUUCACCAAUGCAUGUGUCACCAGCUCUGUCUCCUUCAGCUCUUCCUUCCACGCCUUCAUGCGCAACACCUAGUAGUGUAACAUACACGCUUUCUCGUGGUCCAGGCUCAAUGAGUCCCAGAGGCUCCGGUUUAAAAACUCCUGAAUUUUAUGCAGGGAUGCCUGAUGCAUCUCAGUUAAGUCCUGCAGAUCCGAACUUUACAGUUCCUUAUUCAUCUGAACCUUUCUCUAAUCCCAGGGAUCAGUUUGUUUACAGUGGGGGAAGUCCCUCUCAAGGCGGCACCAUUCAUCAUCUCGGGUACAAUACAUCUCACAGGACACAGUCAUUACAGAAUCCAGCACUAUUUACAAAUCAGUUGUCACCUGGUCGAAAUCAACCCACAGGAAAUGCUUUGAAUCCUCAUGGUUCAGUCAGUGUUAGCAGAAAUCAUGGUGUAGCAAACAGGGGAGAUAAAUCUCCCGGAUUCCCUGUAUCAUCUGAUUUAAUUGAAACAGGAAAGUUACGACCACUUGUAAUUGGAUAUUUUAACGGAGAAAUUGAAACCUUAAAGGCAAAUUAUCGUGAGAAGCUACAAGAGUUGUUUUUUCUUCAAAGUGGAGGCAGUAUGAUGGAUUUCUUAAUGUGGAAAAAGAGGCCAAGUCCACAAUUUUUACAGUUUCUCAACUCAAAUCGCUUGGAUGAUACAUCUGGUAUGAAUCCUUCACUUACUGCAAUGACUGUGUCGCCAUCUUCUAGGUUACCACAAAGUUUUAUGUGGCCUCAGCAACAAGCAGAUGCUAGCAAUGCUGGUGUUACAGACUUGACUGCAUUGCAAAGACAAGUUCAUGAACAAGCUGGUCUUGAUCCUCGAAAAUCAGUGCCAGGCAAUUUCAAUGCAAAUUCUAAUUAUAACCCACAAAUUUCUGAUGGAAUUGCACCUAAUGUUUCUCCAUUUACUGGAAACCAACCUCUUUCAAGAACAAACGUAGUCAGCAACCCUCCUCCAUUUUCUAGGUCAAUGUCAUUACCAAAUCCUCCUCUAGAAAUGCAUGUUCCGCCUGGCCACGGGACCAAUCAUUUCGAAAGUAAUCAUGCAGCAGUAGGCACAGUGGCCAAAAGCCAUGUGUCUGGUGUCAGUGCAGUUCAAUCUGGAGUGCCAAGUCAGGCAAUAUCUAAUGGACCUACUGUGCAUCCUCAUGGAGCGAGAAGCACCAGAGGACAAUCGUUAUCCUCCAUGCUUGAACAGUCAUUCAGCAGUACAGAGGAUAUUGCUGUUGAAGCAAAGAAAGAGGCAGAAGUACUCAAAAGAGUAUCUGAACUGCGUAAGGAAGGUCUCUGGUCUUUGACCCGUCUCCCUAAAGUCAAGGAAUCAGAUAGGUGUAAAGCACACUGGGACUAUCUCCUUGAAGAGAUGACCUGGUUAGCAACUGACUUUGUGCAGGAAAGAAAGUGGAAAAGGGGUAUUUGUAAGAAGGUACGUGUUAAAAUGUAAAUAUUUCCUUCUUAGAAAAGCUCACUGUAAAAUUUUAUGCAAGGAUGUAAGCAGCUAAAUAUUAUACAUAUAUUAAUUCAGGGUUGUCAGAAAGUUUUGAAGUAGAUGACUGAGUUGUCAAAGUAAGCGGCUAGUCCAAGGAUAUUUUAUUUAAAGAAUGCCAUCUGUAAAGAAAUGCUAAGCAGAGUAGCUAGCCAAUACUAACCAAGUAGGCAGCGAUUUUCGCCGGCAGCAGGCUACUUUUGACAACCCUGAUUAAUAAUUAAUAGAAUGGAUACAAUUAUUGUAUCCAUUCUAUUUCAGCCUCACUGGCCUAUUCAGCAUGAACAGAAUUUAAAGGAAUCUUUUUUUGUUGUUAAAAAUAAGUUCAACAAGGUCAAUUAACAUAAACAUAUAACGGUAAGAAAUGGGACCUCAUUUGGGAAUAGAGAGAUUAAGGCGAAAGGCUUUUUUCGGAUUUAAAUGUCAGUGCCUUUAAAGACUGCAUAAGUGUAGUUAAUAUAUGCGUGAAAAUCACAUGAAAACACCAUAGUGUCUGAGGACCAAUCCAUUGAACAGCGUAUUUAAACGUUGUUAUAAUUAUCAAUUCUCAUCAAAACAAGGCAAACAAUCCGUACAAACAAUUUAUAAUAUAACCUGACAUAGCAUGAAUCUGUCCUGAUUCUGGCUGUAAAGUGAUUUUUACAGCGGGAAUUAAACAAGGCAUGGCGAGAUACCAGUUUUGUCUAACUGUAGAGGUCAGAGAAAACAUUUUUCAUGCUAUGGUUUGGUUCAUAAUCACGUCAAGAAUUAAGCAUGACUUUCCGAAACUAAACAAAGUGUUACCACCACUAAUAAUAAUCAUGAAUGGUUGGGUGUAGGAGACAAAGGAAAUUGGGAAUCAACCUACAGUCUCAGUCAAAAUGUUUGGGACACUUUAGUGUCUUUACUCUUGUUACCCUCCCAGCGUUGGUGUGCAAGAUUUGGUGAGUUAACUGUGAUAAACAGCAUUGGGAGGACGAGUAGACAGGCCAGAAGUAAAAAAAGCAGCAUUGGGUGGAAGUGUCCCAACUAUUUUUUUCUGGUACUAUAGGUUGAAACCAUUUUAACCUGGACUUCAUUUUGAACUACAACGUAUACAUAUAUCACUUUUGCAGAUAUCCAGAGCUGUUCUAAAAUACCAUCAGGAACAGAAAAGCAAGGAAGUAAAAGCUGAAAAGGAAGAAUCAGUUCGUCUCAGAAAGAUUGCUGCAAGCAUAUCAAAGGAAAUCAAGCAAUUUUGGUCUUCUGUUGAAAAGGUUACUGUUUGUGUCUGUUAUGUCAACUGCUUGCUUGUAAGUCCUUUAUGCCUAAGUAUAAAUUCCAGAAAAGAUGAGGGUAGGGGUAAGUGCCUACAACAGUGGUGGAGUCGUGCACAUUUAAGCUGUCAGUAGGUAUCUAUGGCAACCUAGUGUGUGGCAUCCACCAACAGCACUGAGAAAGAAUUCAGUGCAAAAUGAAUAGGACAUAGUUACUUACCAUAGAAUGAGGGAGAAAAGGGCAGAAAAGUAGCAUCAAGGCCCUGAACAGUCCAGUUUUGAGUUCACUAUGAUCCCUGAAUAAAAGCUUAGCCUUUAUCUGAAAUAAAUAUAUUCACAAAUUCCAACAACAUUAAGACCUGGUUAUUGCUCUGUCUAUUGUGUAUUUUCAAGUUUCAAACACUAACUUGCCAGAAUUUUGAAUAUUUUACUUUAUGUCAAUGCUAACCCUAUAUGAAUGUGUCAUUAAUUUUUGUAUCCAGCUGUAAUUUUUGAUUCGAAAAAGGAUUAUUAAUGUGAAGUUAAUCAUGCUACUUCGUGGGCUUUCCCUUAGCAAAUAUGAGGGAUUAUUAUUUUAAACCACAUAAUUAAAUCACAACAUUUCAAAGCAUAACAUUGAACAUACUUGGCUAUAUCUGAUUUAUGUUAGGUAGCAUUUUUUUUAUUGCCCUUGACAGGUUGUCCAGUACAAGGUUCAAAGCAGAUUAGAAGAGAACAGAAAGAAAGCUCUUGACUUGCAGUUAAACUUCAUUGUGGAUCAAACAGAGAAGUAUUCAUCUUGGCUGGCAGAGAGCCUUGCUGUACCACCACCCUCCAGUGGUCCAGCAUCAGGUGUCUCGACUGGGCCUUCCUCUCCAGUAUCAUCUAAACCAGAAGGUAGGUCUUAGUAAUUGUAAUGUGGCUAAAUAUCAUUAAGGCAAAGUUAAAUUCGAGCAAAUGCUGCCAGUGCUCUUCCUCAUCUGCCGUACAUGACCUUUGGGGUGGCCUCCAGGGGUUUUGCAGGGUUUCAAGGUUCAUUGCUUUACACAUGCAGUGUUAUCAGCUGAUCUUUGCAGAUCAAAAGCUCAGCUAUUGCAAGUCAUUGCAGAUUCGUAGGGCGCUUUCCAAAAGUCAGAACUGACCGGCCAGACCAUAGAUGGACCAGUCAUUUUUACAAUGAAAAAUGCUUUUUUCCAAGAGUUUUUGUUGAAACACUAUCGCCUUCGUGCAUGCUAUUUAGGAUUUCACUGAUCUAGCUAGAUAGUUUUGAUUAAAAGUGAAAUUCUCUUUGUGACUGGAUUGGUCUGUCCAGUCAGUUCUGACAAAUGGAAAGUGCCCUUAGCCCUCUCCUCCCUCUAUUGCAUUUGGUUGGCAGGGUAAGUAUCCUUUCAGGUAAGUUAUGUCCACUGAUUUUUUCAGUGUGAUGGUGCCGGUUAGUGGGUGCUCGUUUGGGUGGUUCUCGCGUUCUAGGGUUGCCAUGGAAACCUCCCUGCGGCUAUGGCAUCUGACUCCCGGCUAACCUGUAAGCUUUAAGGCACCAGUUCCCAAGCUCAUCUAUUUGUGAUGAGUUUAAACCAUAAUUCUUUACCCACAAGGCACUUGUCCUUGCCUUCCAGAUUGGAUUGGAAUUUGGAAAUGUUGGCUUUUUGGGGAAGGGGAAAACCGGAGUGCCUGGGGAACCUCUCUGAGCAAAGGAGAGAACCAACAACAAACUCAACCUACCUAUUGUGUAAGCACUGGGAAUUGAACCUAGGCAACAUUGACCACUGCACCACCUUUGCCCUCCACUCCCCUGUCAGACGAAGUAGUCCUUUUUUCCAGGCACCUAUAAUUGACUAGUCAUCAAUCCUAUUGUUGUUUGUUGUUUUUUUGUGAAAGUUGUGCUGAGUUUAAAAAAACAUCUGUUGGUCACAGUUACUUGUUAUUUUCAGCACUGAAAUGAAAAACUGGUUCCUGAGCAUUGUUCAGUGGGAACCUUUAGUAUUUCGUGAGAUAUCCUUUUUUGGUUAUUAAUUCAAAGUAUGUCUGAUAGCAAAAUGAACAGCCUCCAAGGUUUUGUGGAAAAACUAAAGUGAAUCAACAGAAGCCACUAAGAGGCGGGAGGGGGCUAGUUGAACCCUGGCACUAACUAAGAUCUCAUCUGCAAUGGACUGAUUUUUACAACAUUUUUAGGUGGUGAUAGUGAAUUUGAGCCUGCUGAGGAACUGGAUGAUGAGGAGACAAUUGAUGUGGAAGAAGCUCAGGAGCAGUCUGAAUCCAGAGAAAAAGAGCUGGAGAUGCUGCGACAAGAAAGUGAAAUCCCCUUGGAAAAACUUUUGGAGAGCCUACCUCCAGAGAUACUUGAGGAAAGGAGUGACGAAAGUGGAACUGAAGAAAGUGAUAAUGAUGAUGAUGAUUCAUCUGCUGAAAGUGAUGCUUCAAGGUAAGAUUUGGUGGGUUGCAAAAACCAAAGCAAGCAAACUGCUCCUCGCACAAAAAUAAUUAAUACAAUAUUAUGGUCAUUUGCUUGGUCUUUAAGUUUUCCUCUAUAACCAUGGUUCUCAUGGCCAGCGAAUGCAGCAUUGACAGGGUACAGUUUCUUUUGUCAUGACACAUUUUCUUUUGUAUUUGCCAUAGUAAUGAAAGUGAUAACAGCGACAUUGAAGUAGAUGUUGAGGGCAACAAUGAUGAAGAACAAGAACAAGAAGCAAAGAACAAACAGAAGUCAUCCACAAGGUAAAUGCUUUUGAAGCAAACAGGUGACAUAAAUCAAAUUGUGUUCAUUGUAAGCACCCUCAAGGUUUUAAUGCAGAGGAAAUUAUCCAACUUAGAGACAGGUCAUGUUUCAGGACGUUCAAGAACUUAGAAGUCCUGAACCUAAGUUAGCUGUUCUUGUACUGUGCACUGUUUCCCUUUAAAAAUGAACCUCUGAGCUAUUUCUAACCUAUUGUCACUUAAUAUGGAGAUUACGAUACCAUGAUGGGAACGGCAGCAAAAGUGUUGCUAAAAAAGCGAAUUUGUGUUCUUUUAAUCUCUAUCGUGAUUAUUUCAACUUGCUUACUUGAUCAAAUGCAAGCCAACUCUUCUGGAGUUGAAUUCCUAAGAACCAUAUCCAAGUUCAGAAGAGAAAGACAAUUUUGUCAUGCCUUGUUUACAUCUUCCUUGAAACCUGAAAUCAGGCAUUUCCACAUCAGUGGUGUGGUGAGGGCAAAGAAAUGUACAGUAAAAAUGUGCUGCUCAUGUUUUGAUGUUCUUGUUGCUGUUGUCAUUGUGGCAUCUUAAACUUUUUAUUCUCUUGUGGCUGAUCGUAGGAAACCUGUUGGUACAGGUGAGUCAGCUGAAGCAGAUGUAGAGUUUGUUGUAACUGAAGAAGGUACAGAGGAAGAUGAUGAACAGACUCUAGAAGAAGAGGAGAGGAUGGAAGGAGAAUCUGACCAUAAAAAUGAGAUUGACAGCCUUCAGAAAGAAGGUAUGAAUACAGUUUCGUUGUUUUAGUUAAGAUCCAUUCUGAGGUUCAACUAGCAUCCAACCUAUGCACACGUGGACUACCAAAAUUCCAGACAAUGGUUACUAAGGAAUAAAAUGAAUUAAACAAGUCCCUAGUUGAUUAUUAAUUGGAUUGAUGCCUUUUUAUGUACCAAGGUGAAAUGCCGAUUGAAGAGCUGAUGAAGAUGUAUAGUGCUGCUGAGAAUGAGUCAACGGAUAUGCAGAGUGAUGUGGAGAGUUCACAAGAAUCAUCUGAAGAAGGUACUGUAGGAAUUGCAGAACUGGUCUACAAAUAAAUUUUUUUGGUGGUUUCUAAUAAUUAUUAUUGUCUUCUUGAUUUGCAGAAAUGAGUGAUGAAGAGGGAAUGGAGUAUCUUGUUCAGACAGACCAGGAAAAAGCCAGUGAAUCACAGGUGUGUUCUGUUAUCUUUGAAAACUAGACUUGUAUCAGUAUCUGUUAUCAGAGCAACUAGAUUUCUGCAUGCAUCUGGAACUUAUAAAGGCAAUGAUGUAAAGUUCAGCAUCUUUAAUUUAGUACAUUGGUUGCUCAGUAUGUUCUUGAUUGUCACCAUUGUCACCAUUCAUCAAGUUGCAACUUGUUGAAAAGAACAUAAUAGCUUCCUUAAUAUCAUUAUUCUUGUUCUACCACUUACCAUUAUGCUAUAUCUAAUGACCUAUUUUUUAUCACCUGACAUAAUAUACUCUUUGACAUGAUUUGAGCAAGAGUUGAAAAUAGCAUUUUUGAACUGUAGUAUAGGUAGUGAUCUCUACUUAGUAUUAUCAAGGAGAUGCUGAGUGAUUGCCCCCUGCUAAUUUUUAUGAUGCACUAAGUAAUGAAUACCAUUUUAUUCAUCUUAAAACCAAGUAUUUCAAUAAUAGGUACAAUAAUGAAGAAAUAAUAUUGUUUUGUAGAGUGCUGAUUCUGAUCCAGAUCAAGAGCUGACAGAUGCAGCUGCAACUGCACAGAGCUUACAACCUCGAGGAUUUACCUUGGAGACUACUGAAGUAAGUAUCUAGCUUUUAUUCCAUCCUUAAGGGGGCGUAGUUAUUCAGGAGUUAUUCAGAAGAAAAUUAUCCAAUGUAUUGAUUAUGAAAGUGCCUGUCGUGCUUGUUACACACUGUUCUGCUGGUAAAGGUUGUCUUUUUAAAGGUAGUUUGCUGUUGCUGCUGUUUCUAAGAAAGAGUAAGGGAUUUUUUUAUAGGUGACCCUUCUUCUUCCAAAACUUUACAAAGUACAGUCAUGUGCUGGUGUAAAGUACUAAGUAGAUCGUGACAAACAUGUUGGAUCUUAGAUUAACACUACUAAGUUGGUCACAUCAGAAGACCACAAACCCAAAUGGUAGCACUACAACACACGUAACUCUCUCCAUAAAUGGACUAGCAACAUUUUCUUCCUCUUUGCCCAGAUCAAGACCAAAGUGCCAUUUCUGCUGCGUGGUGUCUUGCGUGAAUAUCAACUGAUUGGCUUAGACUGGCUGGUAACCAUGCAUGAGAAACACUUAAAUGGCAUUCUGGCAGAUGAAAUGGGAUUGGGUAAGACAAUCCAGACAAUAGCAUUGCUUGCACACCUGGCUUGUGAGAAGAGCAUGUGGGGUCCUCACCUUGUUGUUGUUCCCACAUCUGUCAUGCUGAAUUGGGAGUUGGAGUUUAAGAAAUGGUGUCCUGGGUUCAAAAUCUUGACUUACUAUGGCAGCCAAAAGGAACGCAAGGCCAAGAGACAGGUGCGUGCAUUGGUCUUGUCUUCUGUCAGGGCUUCGACUUUUCUUUUUUCUGCACUUCUACAACCUGCAAGGUCCAAUUAUGUCAAUGUCAAAAUGUCAAAGUCAAUAGGUCAAGUAAUAUGCAGAUUAGGAUAAGCAAGCAAAAUGAUCAUGUUUUAAGUUGUUUUAGACAUUUUGUAUGGCCAUCUAAUUUGAGUUUUUUUUAAAUCUUGGAAGCACAGAUUCAAGAGGAUUCUAAUACUGUUGCCUUGUCAUUUUGUUUUUCUAUGUGUACAAAACAUGUGCUUCUUUAAGUGCUAGCUCUUAACUGUUUGUGUUUUGCAGCACUAAGUUUGACCCUAGCAAGAGUUAGAACUCCUUAACUGAGCAAUGAAAAAAAUAAUGGCCAAAUCCCAUUCAUUUGGGACACUUCAAUUUGUUUCAACAGGGCUGGACAAAACCAAAUGCAUUCCAUGUGUGCAUCACUUCAUACAAGCUUGUUAUUCAAGAUCAUCAGGCCUUCAGAAGAAAGAAGUGGAAGUACUUCAUUCUUGAUGAGGUGUGUUCAUCAUCAGACCUCAUAAUUAACUGUGUUGCUGUGUUAAGGUGGUACCAUAAAUAAUAUUAUUGUUCAAAGCUGAGCUUCUCAUUGUAUUUUGCAGGCCCAAAACAUCAAGAACUUCAAGUCCCAAAGAUGGCAGUACCUGCUAAACUUUAACAGCCACUGCCGACUACUCCUUACUGGGACACCUUUACAAAACAGCUUGAUGGAACUGUGGUCUUUGAUGCAUUUUCUAAUGCCCCAUGUUUUUCAGUCACAUAAGGACUUCAAAGAAUGGUUUUCCAACCCCCUUUCAGGAAUGAUUGAAGGCAGUAGAGAGUAUAAUGAGGGGCUCAUCAAAAGACUUCACAAAGUGAGUACCUAGUGUACCAAAAACUUGAAAGGAUUGCCGUUGUAGCGUAGUAUAUAAUAUGUUACAGGUCAAAAUAUAUUCAGGUUCAGUAAAAGAUUUUUAGCUUCGGUUUGAUUCUCAAUUUCCUUUGUCUCUUGGCUUUAGGUGAUGAAUAAUAAUUAGGGGUAUGGCUGUAAUCAUCUCAUAUCCAACAAGAACGAGUGGAAUAAUUGUUUUAUUAAAAACGGCCACAAAAUAUCAAGAAUUCCUCCCGACUUCACUUGUAAAAACAACCGAUUUUCAGCUUGCUUUUAAUUUUGAGCAGACGUAUACAGUUACCAUAUUUGGAGAGAAUGGUAUAAUGGCUCCUAUACCAUGAUGUCUAAGCCAAUCAGAGCUCUGGGAUUGCAUUAUCCAAUAAUUCAGUUUUUAAUAAUAUUUGAUUUAACCUGAAUGUAAUUUUGACCUGUAACAUAUACCUUGGCCACCCAAUCCAAUAUUGCAUAGUCGUUAUUGCUAUGUGGUAAUUUCAAGUGGCCAAUAACAAAAAACUCUUUUAAAACCCACUGAUGUUUACUAUUAAUACAGACAUUUAGUGGAUCCUGUCGAGAGGUACAUCAAGAAUAAAUCAUCACUUUUGCCAUCUGUUGUUGUUGAUUGCUUAGUUUUAAAUAUUUUUGUUAGAGUUAAUAACACAUUGUUGUUUUAGGUUCUUAGGCCGUUUUUGUUAAGGAGACUAAAACAAGAAGUUGAAACCCAAAUGCCUAAGAAGUAUGAACACUUGGUCAGAUGUCGGUUAUCAAAGAGGCAACGUUACCUUUAUGAUGACUUUAUGUCCAGAGCCAAGUAAGUACUGGAAUGAAAAUGUUUGUUGUUCUCACUGUCGAACUGGACUUUUUGAGUUUCUGCUAAGUUAAUGCUGUAGAACUUGUUGGCUUUAUUAAAUGUCACUUCCAUGUUAGUCACAUUAGAUUAACAAGGCCAACUGCUCUGUGUCCAAGGUUACUCUCUAUCCAUUAAUUUUGGUUUUGCAGUCAAUGGCCAAGAUUAAAAGCUGCUAUAAAACCCAUGGCACCUCACUAUCACGUGUUAGUGGUUCCUGUCGGUAGCUACAUACACUGUAAUAGAAUAAUAAUUACUGUAUUAGUAAUACUGUCAAUGCGGCAAUUAACAUUUGGGCUAAGGUAAACUCAGGACUUUGCUGGCCAGAAGUCUUUCAUUUCAGAUUAAGAAGGGGUUCUCAUAGCUUUACAGGAGCCUUUGGGAAUCUCUUGAUAAGUGUUUUGAUACUAUUUCAGCCUUACUUCAGGUUUAAGUCACCAAUAUUGUAUUUCAGGACAAAGGAAACUUUGGAAUCAGGCCACUUUCUCAGUGUAAUCAACAUUCUCAUGCAACUAAGAAAGGUAUCUCAUUCUUUCUUUAUUUCUUAUCGCGUUAUUACCGGUAUUUCUUUCUUUUUUUCUUUCGCACUUUUGAUCAUAUUUGCAUGGAAAAGGCGCAUCACAAAUUUUAAUUAUUCUUAUUCUUACUGUUAUCCUUAUUCUUAUUCUUAUUCUUAUUAUUUCUUAAGAAAGUAAAUGAAUUUUUUUAAAUUGACUUUGGAAUUCUCAGCACUUUUGGACUGUUUGCUCUCACAGUUACUUGCUCCACUGAGGCAUAUAAAUGGGUUUCAGUGAAUAUAAUUCUUGAGUUUUCCCUGUGAUGUACAUGUCAUUUAUGGGGGGAGUAGAACUUCAUUCCCUGGAGACCUAAAGGGUAACUUCGCUCAAACCCAGACCCAGUGAAAAUUUUGGACACUGUUUUUCUUAUCAGGAUGUGUACUAUAUGUAUUGUUAACAGUCGUAUAAAAUUGUUUAUUCUCUGCAGGUCUGUAACCAUCCAGAUCUUUUUGAGCCCAGACCAACAGUUUCACCUUUGCAGACAGAGGGUAUAGUGUUCUACACUGCUUCAUUAGUGCUCAAGGCUUUGGAAUACGAUCCUCUUAAACAAGUCAAUUUUGGCUACUUGAACUUGUGUAUAUCCGACAUUGAAAGAACAGUUACAAGCUAUGCAGCAUAUCGCACUCAGUCCCUUCAGACGCCUUCACAAAUGAUUAUUGAAGUAGACACCCUUCCUGAACCUACCAGGCAACUGGUGCCACCAGUAAAACCAAGGAGAAUUUCAAUGUCUGGGUAUACUGUGGCACCAUUGACUGGCAUAAAGACUGAUAUUUCAAACAGUGUUCAUCCAUCUGGCCAUCAUGUACCUUCUGUACCACCACCUCCUUAUUCCGCACACCCACAGCACAGGAUGCAUGGAGCUUACACACCAGGUAACCUACCCUAUGGUAUGCCGCCUAGUUGGUCUCAAGAGCUACCAGGUUACCCACGUCCUGGCUACAUGGGAUCUGUUGCAGGAAGAUUACAACCAGGGACGCCUGAAGGACAGCAUGGCUACUCAACACGGCAUAGUACUGGAGCGCCAGUUGGCUACCCAGCUUCUAGGUUACUUAUGGCGGGAUAUGGAAGAGCUCCCCCUCCUCCUUAUCCGGGUCAUGCAGCAGGGUAUGAUACCCAGCGUCAGCCUUUGGCAAGACAUCCAUCGUGGCCAGCUUCUCCUUCUGUCAGCAGUGUAACUUCUGAACCACGGCAGAUAGUUGCUAGUAAUGCUGACCUUCCAGUGCUGCAAGUUAGAGCACCUGUAGUACAAAGUGUGAAGUCUGAUACAGCAAGUAGACUUGCUCAUCCCGAGACAAAACCUUUUGCUGUUUCACCCAGCAAGAGGAUUGCCCUGGAGAACAAACCAUCAGUCGCUGUUCCAGCUGUCUCUCAUGUAAACAAAGAUUCUCCUUUCUACCUGGUAUGUGAUUGCAAUGAUAGAUUACCCUUAAUAGAGCAGAAAGUAAACUGUAAGCUGGUUGAAGUAUUAGGGGUGCCAUGGCAGUCCUUCCACAACUCAUCUCCUAGCACCUGCCAUACCAUCACUGAGACACUAGUAUGUGGAAUGUGGGAGGGAGGGGAGGGGUAAAAGCCAAACUAGCAAACAAUGGUGCACAUAAAAUUUCCUCUGGAAAACCAGUUUGCUGAUAGUUUGUGGAUUAUUGUAAGUCCAAACCUAGGCAACUAAUGUUUGUUCUGUUGUUGUUGUUUUUUUUGUUUUUCUAUUCAUUUUUCAUUUUUUAUUAUUUUUAUUUCAAAUUUUCUGUGUCUUUUAUCUACCAAAGGAAAAAAAACAAUGUUAGACAAGUCAUUAGUUGGGGAGGUGUACAGAGACAUGGAAAGGAGGCUACGAGAAAUUCGCUUCUCUUCAUUUCUGGAUCAAAGGCUUAUGCUUGAUUGAGAUCAUUACUCAUUAAUAUAAAACUUGAAUGUCAUCUUAUUGGUCCAUUCCAAUCCCCUAGGAUGGUGCCCAGCCCCAUUUAACGAUCGACCAAUGUUUUCAGAUCCUUGUUUGUUCACUAUAGGCAUUUUUGCAUAUAAUGUUACAGGAAAACCUUGCAGAAAAGAGAGCUAAAGAAAGAAAACAAAAGCUGACGCGCAUCGUGGAAGUAAACAGCCGUCAUGCUCAAGCUCAGCCUGUUUAUGGAGUGGACCUGGUGAAGGCUGUAUCUGUUGUUCAUAAUGUGUGGACUACAGUCAAGCGCUCUGAGUAUUUAACAAACAUGAUGAAGACCCCAGAGUCUAGAAUUGAUGAAAUGAGGGAAAUCAUAAGAAGGUAGAUUGCACAUAAAACAACACAUUGUCACUGGAUACUUAUUCUCUAAAGCAUAGCAGUGUUGCCAGAUGCAUCUUUUUCAGGCUCUGUGUCAAGUAGGAAAAUCAGUCUCAUUAAAGCUGCAAAAUGAAGCUUAUAAUGCUGUAUCCUCAGCAAAAUUUCCUACAGCAUUAAUUGGCAUUGAGUAGUAUGCUGAACCUGGGCAAAAAACAGUUUAAAGACAAAGCCCUCAAUGCUAGCCCUUCCUUGCAAUAAUACAGUCAUGUUACAUUAAGGUACAUUUUCGGCACUGACAGUACGUGAUGAAUUCUCAACUUCAAUGGUCCGUGUUUUUGAAUGACCUUGAUAUUACUGAAGUUCUGAGCUGUCAGGUAAUGGUAUUAAUGAUAAUUAUUUGGCAUAGUGUUUUGUUAAUCUGGUACUGUGUAUGAAAUGUGAAUUGUACCAUUGAGUUUCCCUGUGAUACCUUUUCUUGGUUGUUCAAUCUUUUGUUUGACUCUCUCUAAUUCAGACAGCUAAUACUUGUCCCAUCAAUGUCCCAUCUCAGAAAUAGUUUACUGUAAAACAGAAAUCUCUUCCUCAUGCUUGUUUUUCCUCUCUCUUUUUUUGAAGGUUUGUGUUUGUAAUCCCAAAGGCCACAGCUCCUCCCAUUAGACUGCACAUGUCACAUCCUCCACCAUCGUUCGUCACAAAGAUGCAGAUCCUUGAAGAAAGGCUUCAUCAUGAAUUAAUGCCUAGGACAACUUUCAUGCAUCCUGUUGCAAGAGGAACGUCCAUGCAAUUUCCUGAAGUACGCCUCAUUCAGUAUGAUUGUGGUAAGAACAAAACAAAUAAAACAACGUGUUUUGGUUUUGCUUCAACCUCCCUUUAAUGUGUACUUGUAAGUUGAACUAUAAACAAACUUGUGUACUUAUUUAUCUGUUUUAAUGCAGGCAAGCUACAAACUCUUGACCUUCUCUUGAGAAGACUAAAAGCUGAAAAACACAGGUAAGAGUGAGGACGUAUUCUCUGAUAUCAAAGGAACAAGCUUCUUCAAAUUCUGCAACAUGGAUUAUUGCUGUCUAAAAGUUCCCUGUCAAAGUUUUCCAAGAAUUUUAUCACUUAAUUAGACACUUAUUUUUUAAAAAUGCAACUGGUAUGAGCUGUUGUGAAACAGAUCACAUAUCAGUACUUUCCCCGUAGUCUUUGAAAUGCCAGGGAAAAGUUCUCAUAUAGGUAGUAAAGUAAAUUGUGCCAGUCCUUUGAAAUUUGCCUGGAUGCAUAUUUUCACUUGAAUGUCCUUUCUUCCACUGCGUUUCAUCAUGUGAACUGUUAGGCCCUGUUCACACCAAAGCUUGAACAUGUUUAAAAGCUGUUCAGUUUAACACGGUUUAAACUUCUUUCCUUCGUAAAAGCUGUCUUCUGACUUAAGUUGAUUGCAAGUUUAGUGCAAAUUUCAAAACAUUUUAAUAAAUACUAUAUUUAUACUGCAAAAAAUAGAUCAGCUGAGUAUGAAGAAACAGCUGGGAUAAACCUACAUGCAAUUUUGGAAUUUUCUUUGAACUCUGUGUAAAAAAAAAAGACCUGUGCCCCAGUUUUCCAUGUCUGCUUUUUCAUUUCUUAAAACCUUGUUUGAUUAAACGUGUUUAGCCGGCAUUAGUUUAAGACUUCUUCAAAUUUUCUGUAAGGGUGCUUAUCUUCACUCAAAUGACCAAGAUGCUUGAUGUGUUAGAAAGUUUUCUAAACUACCAUGGUUACAUCUACCUGAGACUGGACGGUACCACAAGAGUGGAACAGAGACAGGUAAAGAUACAGUGAAAUUUUGUGUUUCAAUAUUAUUGUUUGUUUGCCCAAAUAAUUUUGCAUUGUUACAGUGCAUGUAGUUCGAUGUAUUUGUUGGAGCCGCAGGUGUCUUUGAACUUACUGGGCAAACUUAGGGGGAACCAGGCCCGUCGUUUAUGGUCCAGUACCUAGGCAUUUCAUCAGCUACUCUGAGCAUGGCCCCAGCUACUUGCAAACAGGAGGAAAAUACAACCAAGAUCUAGAGCUUCCUGGCUGUUCAUUUCCUUGCCCACCAAUAUUUCAUAUAUCCAGCAAGUUGAAGUGACAGCUCUGAGAGUUAAAUCCUAGCUGUAUUUUUUGGUUAUUUAUAUUAAAAAUUGUACUUCCAUGAAGACAAAAGUUGUUAUAUUCAUUAGCAUGAACAUGGUUGCUAACUGGAUCUUUUUAUGGAAGAAGAGAAAAAGUUUGUCUGAUUAGCAGGCAGGUGUGAAACAAGUGAACAUCUCUGCUUACUGUCAGUCAACAAUAAUUUAUUUGGUCUUGAGUAAAUCUAGGCAUGUGCAGAAAAAAGCCCUAAGUCACUGCUGAGAUAUAUGUAUAUAUUUGAAAUUCUCCCUUUGGUUUGCAAGCAUACAAAAGGGAAACUGGAAGGAGAAUUUAGCAGUUAAUCAAAAGUCACUUGGUCUUUCUUUCUUGGCAAUUUAUUACAAUGUAACUGGGUGUGCUUGAGCUUAAAUAAGGACAACUUACUCACUAUGCAACAAUUUGGCUAUAAUGUUAUUGUUACUUGGUAUGAGACCCUAAAUAAGGGGAACUUUCUCACUGUGCAACAAUUUUCUACUGUAUUGGUAAAAAUGUUUUUUUGGAUGAGUAUAAGAUAUUGGUGCCAGGUGAGUUGAAAAUAUUAUCAAAUAGCGUAGGGCUAAUGGGACAACAUGUAAUGCUAGUUUGUUUUAACAGAAUAUCUUUUCAAGAUAAAAUUAAUAAAAUUAAUAGUAACUAAAUUUUGGGAGUUUAAGCAAAGACAUUUUUGAACAAUGCCAUCAAUCAGAAACCGACUUUUUGCAUUCUUGGGUUGUGUUUUUGCCCAAAUUUUUGGGCAAAUCGUCUCUGUCAGAUUUAAGACAGCUGCAAUACAGAUUGGUAGCUGAAGGCACAUAAAAAGGGAAAGGAGUCUCUUCCACUUGACUUUCAUCGCAUCGCCCUGAAACAUCUUUGCUUGAGCUCGCUAACAUCUUUUAUGGGAGAACUAUCAAGUACAAAGAAGUAUCAAACUAAUAAUUGUUUGGAUUUAUUCUUCCUGUUAGGUGUUGAUGGAGAGAUUCAAUGCAGAUUCACGCAUCUUCUGUUUCAUCCUGUCCACACGCAGUGGUGGUCUGGGAGUGAACCUAACAGGAGCUGACACUGUGAUAUUCUAUGACAGUGACUGGAAUCCCACCAUGGAUGCCCAAGCACAGGACAGAUGUCAUCGUAUUGGUCAGACAAGAGAUGUCCACAUCUACCGACUCAUCAGUGAGCGUACUGUGGAGGAAAAUAUCCUGAAAAAGGCAAACCAGAAACGAAUGUUGGGUAACAUUGCUAUUGAGGGAGGAAACUUUACAACAGCAUACUUCAAAGAGGUGAGUUGCUCCUGUUGAACCUCUCUGUCCUCUCUCCAGCCUGUUGAUGAUCAUUUAGAGUUAUUAUGCCGUCGAUGGUAUAUGGUAUAUCAGUAUGGGGAGGCCUCACAAAUAAGGAAGGUUUUAAGGCAUUAGAAGCACUGCAUGGUAGAGCUGCGAGAAUUAUCCUAGAGUUACCUUGAGAGAUAUCUAAUGCAGAUGUUAUGAAAAAGGCUAAUUGGUCUUCUUUAGCCUUUAUGUAUAAAAUUAGCUUUGCUAAGCUUAUGUAUAAAAUCCACAAUAACCUGACUCGAGACGCUAUGUCAGCUAUUAUUAAGAACAAUGAUAACAUCAAGCGAUAUCAACUUAGGAAGAAACUGAAAAUUGAUGUCCCUCGUUUUAACACCAACUACAUGAGGAACUUUGUAGCUCGUAGAGGAGCAAUAGUUUGGAACACGUUGGUUCCUCAACUUAAUGACGAUAUAGACAAUGUUAAGAAAUAUGCGAUUAUGGCAAGACGGUCAAAGGCUCUGUUCCACCUAGAUUUCGACUGUAUCUCCCCUCAAACAUUGACCAGAAGGGAGGAAGGUUUUAAGUAUAAUUAGUGUUAAUAAUUAGUCGAUACUAGAGUACCACCUUGUACUUUAGAAUCUUAAGCUUUUAUCGUUUUAGACUUGUAAGUAGCUAUAUGAUUUUAGCUGGUGUAUAUCCUAUUUAUUUUCUAAUUCAUUAGUUAUCUUAUUUAAUUAUUUAGACACGACCCCACAAGCGAAGCAUUGCUUUAAAUACUUAUUGUGUGUAAAUAAAGAUUAUUGAUUGAUUGAUUGAUUGAUUGAUUUUAACUUUCUUGAAGAUAAUGUAUGUGACAAGAACAGGGAGAAAAAUUGUUUAAGCAGGUCAAGUUUAAAGUUUUAGAUGACAUUCAAAAUAACUGACCAUGCAGUCAUCAGAAUUGAUGUCACAUUUUUAUAACCAUGAUUCAAAAAACAAGAUUACAAUUAGUCGUCUUCAGAAAUAGUGCCUUCUGUUUUUUUUAGUCAUGGACUUGAACAUAUGUGUAUAGCACCAUAGUGUGACACGUUUGUGUAUUAUACAUUCGUCUACUUAUCAGCAUAAUGUUAACCAUAACUCAAUCGACUUAACUUUGCUACUCCUCCAGCCGUCUUUUUCAUCAGUGUGCACUUUUUUUUAAAUUCUAAUCUAGUUAUAUGUUACAUUCACAGGGAACGCUAAAAGAUCUCUUCACAAUUGAGCCAGAAACUUCCGUUGUUCAACCAAAGGCUGAAGCUGUUAAGGAACCUGAAACAGAAGAAGAAUUGCCUGAAGAACCAGAGACAGCUGGCACUGAUGAUAGUGCCGAAGUCAAUAGUGAAAAACCUGCGGGUGGAAAAGUAUCUCAGAAUUUACUGGAACAGGUAUGACUGCCUUUGGAGCAAAACCUUUUCUGCCUUAAGAGCGAUUGAAAUAAUGCUUAAUGUGCGCUAUUAACCAAGCUUGAUGUAAAGAUGGCUAGAUAUUGACCACAUUCAAUCAGAACGCAGAAUUCACCUCAUCUUGCCCAUGCACAGAUUCAGUCGUACAAUAAAACUAGAUAUUGGCUCAAUUUAGUAGCUUUCAUUGAGGUCCUCACUCUUCCAUGUUUUUUCCCGGACACAAUUAAGAAACACUUUUAAGUCCAUGCAUAUCAGAAGUCAAGGAAAAUCUGUUAUUAUUUUCAUUUAUAGAGUACCAAAAAAAUAAAUAAGCUAGGAGUGGCGCAGGCUUACAAUGGUGUUUCUUUUCGUUUUUCUUUCCUCUUUAAUUUUACAGGGCUGUGCUCUAGCACCACCUUACUUUGCUCUUAAGUGACUAGGAAAUCUUAGUUUUUACAUAGAAAUCCUUUGCAUGGCACCCUGGAUUUCACAGGUUCAGGGCACUGGGCUCCCUUCAAUUUUUCUUAGAGAACAGCCUUGUUUUAUACAAAUAUUUGCAAACAACCUUAAGUGUUACCUGUGUGGGUGAAAAUAUAAUUUUUCUGUCAUGUCGCAGUUUUCAUUUGGAUACAGUAGGAGUUUCUCAACAUACUCAAAUUGUUUAAUUUUUAUUAUCAAUAUUAUUUUGUGAAUUAACUGCUAUCAAAAGUGUUAGUAAUGGUCUCCAUUCCUUGUCAGCAUAUGAUGAGUUUCAAACUUCAAAGGUCCGUGUUUUUGAAUGACCUUGAUAUUACAGAAGUUCUGAGCUGAUAUUUAAUCUGUCAGACCCCUCAAAUUUAUUUAUUGAAUGCAAAGAGAAUUAAACCAAGGUUUUCUCUAUUGCACUCUUGUUACAUUUUGUAGGCAUUAUUCAAAGCUGAAGAUGAGCAGGAUGCAUGUGCUGCUACUCGUGCCAAGGCAGAACAAGCUGCUGAGUUGGCAGAAUUUGAUGAGGGAAUCCCACUGAGUGAAGAUGGAUCUGGAAAGGUAGGUACCAGCCACUGCAAUGUCCAGAAUCGGUGAAGAAAUCAGCUCAUCUCUCUUCCACAUGCCCUCUUGAUCUUAUUAUUACUUGGAAGAGUCAGAACCCAACUUGACCAUGACUCCAUUGGUGAUGGUUUCAGUGUGACUGUGGUGUAUAUGGUACUUCACUGCUAUUCACCCCUGAAAAGUUGCAAAGUUCACUUGCUUAAGUGAAAAUGUGCUCACCAGCCUUUGCAACGUUUUUUUUUUUUCCUUUGACAUAUAACUAGAGUAUAUGGUGUGCUGGGCAGCUACGUUUCCCUGUGUAUUGAUGCUGUUUUGAGUUACUUUAUGUAUUUAUUAAAGUAUCAACGAUUUCCAGAUGGAGUUUUGUUUGUUUGUUUGUGUUUCAUUUAUAGUUACUACUUUUUGUUUGCUUAUAUUGUAACAGGAUGCACAAAGGGAAGAAAUAUCUAAAGUUGAGGAGGAGCUUUCUGCCUUGGAAGGCCAGGUAUUCUACUGUUCCUGUCUUGACUUGAAAUUCUCAAAUAUUUCACUGCUACAGUCUAUUCUGCUUUUUUCUUAUUUGGUAGUUAUAUUCUGAUUUUGUAUUUUCAGAUGACUCCUGUGGAAAGAUAUGCAAUUCGAUUCCUUGAGUCCUCUGGUGCAUACAUCACACUGGAGCAAAUAAAAGCAGCUAAGGUGUGCUAAAUGCUGGUUGUUUUUACACUUUUAUGCUGAUGGCUAUGCUGAAUUUCCAAUGCCUGACAAGGUCUUCACUCUUUGUUUGGGUCAUGACCUCAGCAAGAUUAAAACUUUCCUUCUUACAAGCUUCAGAAAAGCACCAAAUGUUUCUGAAGUCCCCAUGAAGGAGACAAAUGUUGUGUUUGUUGUAUCAAAGCAACUGAAGCCCUUACCCUCUACGCUAGUUUCAUGUGAUUGAACUUCUAUUCUUUGUUCUUCAUAGGAUGAAGUUGAGAUGGCUAAAAAAGACUGGGAGCUUGGUCACCUUCAAGCACUGAAGAAAGAAGAAGAGAAGCGCGCUGCUGAAGAAGAAGAUGAGAUACUCUACACUUACUCCCGCGAGAAUGCUCUUCAGGUUAAAAAGAAUAAGUCAAAACGCAGAUCUAGACCUAACAGUCGAUGCUCAAGUAAAAAAUCCCUAAGUUCGAAACAAACAAAAAAACUCAGUGAACCCAAGGUAACUUCCAAGGAGGCUCCGGUGGCUGUCAGGAAUAGUCGUAGUACCAGCCGCGCUUCCUCCCAAGCUAGUAGUAGAAGCAGUAGCUGUAGUAGCUCUAAACGAGUCACCAGAAGAACUAAGUUUCCUGAUGAAAAUUAGCUUUUAGGUUUAAAAAAUGUUUUGACUUGAUAUACUGUUUGUCAAGCUGAAUUGGUGCUUUGGUUUCUUGUUUAUUCAGUUACUGAAAUAUGGAGAAACAGAUAAUGCAUAAGGUCUUAUCGCAUUUUUGGAAAAAAUUGUACAAUGUAGGUGUUUUGUGAUAGUCAAUCCUUCAAAGUUAAAUUGCACAUAAAAAAUUUUGUAUGAAAUUUAUCACUAAAUGCAGUGAAGUCAUUUAUUUAUAGAAAGCGUUUAAUGAAAUGAAUGUUGCUCUGAAUUGAAUGUAUAAAGAUUGGGCCAGAAAAAAAAAUUAUGUAAUUUGGGCACUUUUGUUUUAAAAAAGUGUAACAGACUUAAAAAUAAACAGUUUGAGAAGUAACAGUCGUUGUGUUUGUCAUUGUUGUAUCUUCUCUUGAUUGACAGCUGAACUAAUAGGCACUAUUAUGAUUCUGCCUGUUAGUUUUGUGUGCCAGUAGCUUUGGAUGGCUGUACAGCGUUAGCAUCGCCAACAAUGGUGACCAAAGUGGUCUUGAACUAACUAAAAUUCAAUCUGUUGCUGGUCAAAAAAAUGGUGUUUGAUGGUGGUUUGGCUGGCCAGGACUUAUAACAUACCAUUCUUCUCUUACAUCUGUUUAUUUUUCGUUUCUUUACUGUACCCGUCUUAUCAUUUAUCUGCAUUUAAACAAACACGUAAGCAAUAUUCUUACUCUUUAAUCUGUUUUGUGAUUUGUAAUGACUACAUUAUAAUUCUUUUUUGAGUAAUCACAAUUGUUGCUGUUGUCUCACUUGAAUACUUAAUUUUUACUGUGCUCUUGGAUGCUUCACCUCACUAUGGCUUCCCACUUUCUGUACUUUUGUGCUUUUUUCCUUUCUAUUUUGUUUUCUUUUUGUAUGUUAAGAAACGAGGAAGGGGUCCAUUUUGCUAUGGUUUUGGACAUGCUAGCCUACGCCAUCCAAACAAUCAAGAGAAGGUUUUAAAAAUGACAGGCAUUUCAAGGCACUUUGAACUAGACUUGCUGAACAGCCAUUCAGAGCCUCCCUUUGGGUUUCCUGUGCAUUUUCUAUCAAAGCUACGAGACGUGCAUUAUUCGAGAAGGAAACUGGGCUGAGUUAAUGUUCGCAAGGACUUCUGGGACUGUUCCUCAGGACAGGGAAAAUAAUUGCCAAUAGCUGACAGGCGCUUCUGCAGUAACAAUCCCAGAAGUCCUUGUAAAAUCUAACUCAGUCUGAUUUCCUUCCCAUUUUUAAGUGGUGAAUUGAUAUUACAAAAAUUUGGUUCCGGGAAGUCAUUUUACCACUGUUAACCCUUUACGUCUCAUAGUGAUCAACAUCAACUUUUCCUACAAUAUCCUUACAUCACAAAGAGAAAAAAAAAACUAAAGAGAAAAUGAAAUUAGAAAAUAGGUCUUUCAAGCACUUGCCUUCAUUAGAGUGCUUAAAAUUGCUGUGACGAAGAACCAGCACUCAAAAGGUCAGUUUUUCAAUCAUUUUACAGGGGUAAGUUUAUUUUAUCACCUCGGUUGACAAAACCAAACUUUUGUGUUUCACUCCCCCACCCACCCACUCUCUAUUGAUUACCUGUUUGUUAACCUUGAGUCUAUAAAAAAGAAAUUUUUUUUUGGAAUAAAGUCUGGAAUUUUGGAUCCAAUAAUCUGUAAGAACCCUGUACAUAACAGAAAAGAAAAACUAGCUUCAUAGGGGACAAUCCUGAUCAUUACCAUUAGUGGAUCAUGUUCUGAAUUAAAUAAUUUGGACAUCAGUGAAACCACUUUUUGCUGUGGUUGCCUCUUGUUAAACAUCUGUUUACAACUUUUAAGUAGCCAGUGCAGUUAACUCUUGCAAAGACAGACCUCUUUGACAUCUAUUUUGGGCAGGUUGCCACCCUUAAGAGAGCAUGAAUGAAAAUCAGAAUUCAAUACUAGAAGUCCAUGUUAGGGACACUUAGGGAUAUAUAUGUUGUAGUUCAAUUUUAUCCUUGGUUUAAAUUUUGUUUCCCUUUGUUUUGGGGUAUGGUUAUGUGUAAUGAUGAGUCUAAAACAAGGAAAAAAAUUUAAAGCAAGGAUAAAAUUUUACAACAACAUAUACAUGUUGUAAGGCCAUAUUUUAAUAAAUAGAAACUCAUAAGUAAAUGUUUUCUCUUUAGGUGUAUGUGAAUGAUGUUACUGGGGAGGAAAUGCCGGUUAGUGGCCACUGUUUUUUUUUUUUUUUAAUUUUAAGCUGUUUGAGCCAAACAGAUGUGAAGCAGUCUGGUCGAGUCUGUCUGCAAAACAGCGCCAAAAUCCUUUUACUAGACCCCCACCUGUGUACCAGGAUUUUAGUAAGUGCUAUGAUUAGCCUUGAAAAAAAGCCAUUGUCAAUCUGCCAAUCAACUUGAAGGGAAAUUUAAAAUGCCUUUCCUGUAAUUUGUUGAGUCCUUUUGGGGCCCAGAACAAGGAUAUCAGCACUACUUCACGGACGUUGCUAACUGGGGGUUAGAUUACAUCUGUGAUGGCAGGCUAGGGCUCGGUACCACCUUCAAAAACUUUCAUAUUUGGAUUUGUUUGCAUUUCAAAGUUUAAAGUUCUGCACUACUGAACACUAACUUCUGAGAACCAGACUUAGCUCAUAAAGAACAAAUUCAUACAUUUGCUCAUUCUCAUAAAAUCAAUUAUUAACUUUCAAUUACAAGGAAUGUCAAGCUUGCACAUCAUUAAAUCGAACAAGUUACUUAUUAAUUUCCUGCAUUACUUUUUGAUACCCAAAAUAUUGCUCAGGCAACAUAUUUUUCUUUUUACGUUCAUCCUCUCCUGAUCAAGGUUGCUAUUUCAAAUUGAGAAUAAUUCAAAAUUUUUUUUUUCUUCAACAAUAUUUUUUUACAUAUUGUCAAAAGAGCCCUGGUCUUGCUUGGUACCCUACCUUUAACCUACAGGUUUAAGAAGAGUUAUUGAAUCGUAGUAACUGACAGUGGGGCUUGUCUGACCUCAUAGUCAUGUACCAUAAUAUUGAACUUGAAUCAACUUGAUACAACAGCCUAAAUUGCUGUGAGGCAGGAAAUUUUCUUCAACACAUCUUUGCCAGAGCUCGGAAACAACACUUAAGUUGUAUUCUAACUUAGUGAUAGAUACUCUACUUCAGUCUCAUUCUGUAGUCCAAAUAGUCUCUAAUUCAAGAAAUGUAUGAAUGUAGCAACAUUAUUGUAACCAUCAAUUCCAUUUUUUGUAGAUUUGGACCCCACCGACUCCUCCCCGGGAUGGACAAGAUGAGUUGUAUGUCGAUCCUACCUUGGGAUACCUAUAUGAGAGCGCUCCUAUGGUAGCCAAUCGUCUUCCACCAAUGUAUUUGACAAAACCUCAUCAAACAGGAAAGAGAACAGUUUACAAGUCUGUUGUUUACUUCAGGGAUCAACUUCAAGGAUCUGCAAAGUAAGUUUGCUGCUGUUAUUGGCUCAGAAAAGAAGUUUGUAUUUUAAAUUGGGGCCAUUUUAAUGGGACCUUCACCUAGUAGCUAACAUCCUACAAUUUGUGACAUUAGAACUUGGGUCAAUUGAUAUUACUAACGUUGACAUAUUGUGCUGGACAUCCUUUUCCCUCUCCCUUUCAAUUUUGGCCUCAAAAUUUGACCAAUCUACCGAUAAACCAUCACUAAACAACUUUCUAAGGGAGAAAGGGUGGUACAAGAGCUGUGUGACCAAAGUUAGGUGUCCUUGAUUGUAGCUUCACCCCAGUCAAACUCUGUAUUUCAGAGCUAGACGUUAGCAGUUAUUUCUGAUGUUAUGUUCUGUGCAAUUGGCACCUGGUGCCUCCAACAUAUACUUGACUUAUUUAUUUUCUUGUUGCACAGAGAUCGAGUCAGCCGUCCCACGUCAGUGUUUGAUAGGAAUGGAUUUGAUCCAUUUGCUAGAGGUCGCCGUAACUCAUUAAGUAAGAAGUCCAAGAUGAAGCAGAUCAAACAGCCAGCUGCCCCUAGUAUUGUCAAACAGGCAGAUUAUUCACAGGUUUGUUAUCAUGUUAUUGCUAACAUAAUUAUAUAGUGGAUACAAAUUUCCUUCUUCAUCUUGAGAUGUCUGUUAUAAAGUUGUGGAGUUAUACAGUGAAGAAAAAUUCAGAGAUGUAAUUCACUGCUCAUCAUGUGUAGUUUGUUUAAUAUGAGUAAAUAAUUUCUCUGCAGGGUGCAGGAAUUCCAGAAUGGUUGAUCCAUGAAGACUGGGCUUUAUUACAGGUUUGUGACUAUAAGAAUACUCAAAGAUAGUUUUGGUCUCAAAGUUGCAAAGACUCACAGUAGUAAACCUCUCUUUCACAUAAUAUGUAGGUAUAAGCAGUCUGUGUACUCAAAUAAGCACUGAUAAAGUUUCUUUGGUCUUCUUGGUGUCGCACUUACAUGUACAUCAAUUCUCUCAUUUGUGAAUAACAUGGUACUACAUAAUUAUUAUUUCCCUUUGUUUUUAAAAACAAUAAGAACAGCUAAAGAAAUGUAACAAAAAAUGUCAUUUAGGGUCUGUUUCACUCUUCUAAUCAGAGAUAUGAGCAUUAACAAAACAUUUAAAAAGACAGAGGCAAUCGGCAACACCGCACUGUUGCUGGAAGAAAACAAGGCUUAUUCAAGGGCAGCUUUUGCUAGUAUUUUUGCUCAAGAGUGUGUCACUUAUUCUGGCAAAUCCCAUAAGUUAAUCUUUACCCCAAGAAUUUUUGCCAGUGCCAUAAGCACAAAGUCCUUGUGCCUAUACUUAAACUUGACUUUAAAACCAAUGGUACCUUAUUAAAAACAAGCAAACUACCCUUAAACUGUUGCAUGGAGUACUAAAGAAAAGUUUGUAUUUUAGGCUGUUAACUCACUUCAAGAAUUGCCAGUUGAUCUUGCUGUUAAUGUGCCCAGCCAAACACCCAACUGGGACAUUGUCUGCAACAUUGUCAAUCUUACCAGCAGAACAUUCCGUUCAGUACGCCAGGUAUUGUACUAUCCUAUACUUAUUUCUUAACACUUUAAACUCCAAUAUCCAAAUACAAAUUCUCCAGACCAAUCUCCAUACAUUUCCUUAACACUUAGUUGAGAGAAUUUGUUUGAAGAUCAAAGCAUUUUCUGUCACUUGAUCAAUUUAUUAAUUUUUGCAACAUUUCCUCUUCAUUAUGCAGGGCUGUCAAUAAGGGCCGGUAGCGGGCCAAAACUCCCCGCUACUUAGCCAUCCUUAUCUGUUUACUUUCCUCUCCUUCUACCAAUAACUGCUAAAAAAAAUAAGCACCAUCGUUUAAAGUACUGUAAAGCAUCUGUUUCCUAGUUUUGAAUGACAUUGAAUGCAUAUUUAAACUGGUUUAGGUCUGUGAAACGUUCGAACUGUUCGAUGUGGUGGAACGCGUGGGACAUUUCGACUGCAUUGUUCCGAGUCUAGCUUGAAUUCUGACAAGACAACAUGGUGUCGGCACUGGAAAAAUAAUACCUCUUGGAAAUCCCUGGAAAUACCAUUUCCGGAGACUCGAAAUUGAAAUAUGUCCCUACAUGACUCGGCCCUCAAGAUGCCUACUAAUCAUUAUCAGCCUGCUACUUAAAAACGUUUUGACAGCCCUGAUUAUGUAAUGAUAUUGUUAGAAGAAAAUUGAUUUUGGUCACUUGUGGGACUUACAGGGUUAAGCCUUUUUAUUCAAUUAUGGAUAACUGUAAUGUAGUUCCAGUGUUUUAGACUUUUGAGUGUGUGAAGUAAAUCAUGUAAAUACAGUGAUGUUACCUUCAAAUAAUAACAUUUUCACUUCAGCACAUCAUAGUACUGUUUGUUUUUAUUUUUUGUACUCACUGGAAAUUUUUUCGUCAGUUUUGGUACUCUUGGAAAGAUAGAGUUAACUCCUUGCUGAGGUGCUGAAACUGAAAUUCUGUGUGAGAAAUACAAUACAGUGGUAUAUAACAAAAAUAAAAAUAAUGCAACUUUAAUAAGUAUACUGCUAGCUUCGAGUCACUAAGAUGUCAAAUACUGCACAUGGUUUAUUUCAUCCAAAAUGUACAGAGAUACAGAAGAUAAAUUCGAAAUCUACAUGCAGAUAUCAAUAGAAAUCACAAUCAGUCAAGAAAUGUUAAAACAAACCGCAAAUAAGAAUAAUAUUCACAUACGCGUUGGUGUUUCUCAAGUUUCGCAACUAGUUGUAAUGAUCUCACUAAUCAAUGAAUGUUACGUCAUGUAAUUAGUCGUCAUUAAAUCAUGCAUGAAUUUUGUGUUAUACCGAAACAAUCAGUGCUAUGUCCCAAGUUUUCUAGUUAAAAGUCUUGUGUGCUCUUUGUAUUCUUGUGUGCCCGAUUUUUCCUUUUUUGAUGAGAGUCAUUAUUUUAAUCCCUGUCUUUGAGACAGUUUUUUUGGUGUGUGUGGUCAAUUUGUAAUUAAAAUGAUAUUAUGAUUCUUACUGUUUAAUAGUGCAGAGAUCGCUACUUGAACAUAAUCAUUCCCAGGGAGGAAGGAAAACUUCCUUUGGUGAGAAUUUCAAUGCUAUUUUAUUUCUGAUUGUUAGAAUAAUAUUUUAAGUGUUCAAAAAUGCAUAAAUUUGUAUUGAACUGUAUGGCAUAAAUUUGAAGAAAAGCAAAAUAAUACUCCUACUAAUAUGCCCUAUGUGAUAUGUUUUUACUGUGAAACUCACAAAACCGAAAAUGCAAAUAGCAACUGUAAAUAAUUUGUGGUUUUGAGGUUUGCUCGCAUGUCCUGGUCUUUAUUGUGAUUGGUCUCUACACAAUCAACAUUCCUGAAAAUUUUCAGGUGUUAGGGUUUUUUUGAGUUAAACAGUAAAACCGUCUGUAUUUCUUCUGAACCAUUAGCCUGGAGUGGAGGAAAAUUUGAAGAAAUUAAAGACAAAGUACAAGGCAUUCCCACAACCUUAUCUUACCCAGCCUCACCAUUUACCUAUCAAGGUAUGUAGAGUUACAGACACAGUCAAACCUUCAUGUGCGACCAUCUACCCAAAACCCCCAAAUUUUCCUAGUCAAAGCCCUGUGGGUAGAAUCUCUUGUGAAUGACCACCUCUGGUAAGCAACGACGACCUCAGUUUGGGGUGAUGGUUUUAUAAUUUUUCAUUGUUUUUAACCUCUUGUAGGCGACCAUCUGACCCAUGGUGUGAUAUCUAUGUUCACAGUAUGUACUACACUACCAAGAGUCUACAAAGAACUUUUAGUGACAACAUAUCGUAACUUAGAAAUUGCAUGUAAUAAAAAAAAUUAUCUUCGUUAAAGUAAGUACCUUGGGAGCUCUUCUGGUAACAGACUUCUGUAGUUUGAUUCUUGUAAGCAACCACCUGCCUUAAACGUCCAAUUAAUGUCCACAUUUUGGGUGGUCGCUUACGGAAGGUUCAACUGUAGUUAGCUAGAAGUGAUUUUAACAGGCCAAUAAGAAGUGGUUAGCACUAUUUAUAUUGGCUUUUGAGCUACUUCAAGGAUGAAGAUAGUGCUUAAGACUGUGGUUUAGUUAAGUAAUUUGUUUUAUAAUUCAGGUGAAGGGAACAAGUGGCAGGCCUUUCAAGACCCAUCAUAUCUUAGCGCAAGAUGCUGGUCGUUCUCCCACUGUUGUACGGUCAUCUAUGUUUGAACUUGUCAAAAAGACUUCACAGAAGAGAAAGCCCACCCUCAAGCAAAUGUGAGAACCUUUAAAAUAAAUUGUAGAUCAUAUCCACUAUGAAGUAUGUCAUUUAUUUGAGAAGAAUUCAAAAUGGCAGGAACGUGUGAUGAACCCCUAAGAACGUCUGCUGGGAGGCUACAGAGCAACAGCUGCACCAAAAAACAUAAACGACUAACAAUAGUUUCCACAACACAAAGAAACACCCAAAUUUUGUAAUAAAAUUGAGAAAGGAAAAAAAUAAUGGUAAAAAGUGCCAUGUGAAAGUAAUGCUCAGGAGACUUAAUUUCAAUGAACACAUCACAGGAUUUUUUUUCAGACUCGAGAAUAGAAGGGUUAAGAGAAUUACUUGAUUCUUCAACCGGCAUAAGCAUCAUUUUCAUUUGUUUUGAACUCAGUUAAGUGGAAGCUGUCACUAAGUACAGCAUUUUAUGAUUUUUUAAAACCAAAUUACAAUGUAAUUUAAUUAUUGUUUUCAUCACUGAAGGUGCAUUUCUUCUCUUGAAUUCCCUUCCAAGAUUUCUAUAUUUUCCUUGUUGAGGUGAUGCUGUUGUUCAUUUUCAAGGUUGGUUGAUCCUCAGAUGAAAAAUUUCAAGCACUCAGCUGUGUUGGUAGCAAGGUGAGAUACUCAACACAUUUAUUGUCGAAAAAAUGAGCUGAAAACCUUACUUAAGAACUGUGGGAUGAAGAAUUAAAUGGAAGAUGUACAUCACAUUUAUAGACGCAACUUUUGCAGUUGUGAAAAGCAAGCUUGUUAAAUUUAGGCUUGUACAGGGGGUACUGCCACAUAUGGGCUAUAUAGGUAUGUGCCGCUGUGAACGGUAUGGUUUUCAAGCAGUUUACUCUAGGAUAGGGUAUGGGUAUUAUUUUUCAGGAAAUCAGUCGGUUGAAGAUUUUAUCUAGACUAGGGAUUGUGGUGUAAGGUUUUGUUUUGGCUAGACUGUGCUAGUGACCUCAGUAGUUUCUGGAAAACAGCUACUCUAGGAUAGGGGGGAUAAGGAUAGUUUACUCUAGUAUAGGGUAGCAAAAUUUAGCUGAACUAGCUCUGGUAUAGGUUAAGGGUUCCAGGGUUCCAGCGGCUCAGACCCACCCACAAAUUUCUAAAGUACCCCUCCCCGGGUACAGGACAAGUCAACUGGAAGUAGUUCAUCCUUUCAUGGGAUUGUAAUGAACCAGUUCAAUGACCUGCCCCUAGCUGGCUUGUUAGCUGAACUAGUAGAGCACUGCACUAGUAUCUUUGAUGUCAGGUUUUAAAGUUCCAUACAAACCUGUUGUGGCUGUAUUAUCUUGGUUAAUUCGUUAAUAUGCUACCCAUAAAUGAAACAUUAUCUUUUGUAGUGGAAUUUCUGAAGAAAAGACUUUAAACCCAGUUCAGCUAGCUACGCAGAAGGCAGAAAGGAUUGCGAGAGAAAAGGCGGCUGCACAGAGUGCUGUGGUGAGAGAAAACUGCACUUUUAUAUUUGGGGUCCUAUCCCUCAUAUUUUACUAUAAUUUUAUCAUUGAGAUGGUUAUUUUACGUUAUACCAGGAUCUUCAUCGUACUUUACUGUAUUUUAAAGCAAGGAAAGAAAAUGAUGCGUUAAAGUGGAGUUAUUGUUGAUGUACUUUAAAUCAUGGCAUUUUAAUUCCCCUUUUACUUUGUGAAGUGUAUCAUCCAUAGUUCCAACAGAUGUAGUGCUUGCCUGAAGUUGAACCUAACGGCCAUUCUUACAACAAUUGUGCAGUUAUUUUGAGGCAGUGCUUCAACAGAUCAAUACAGUUCUGUUCAUGAUACCUAUUUUUUUGCCAAAAAAAUAACCCUGCAUUCAUCUUACUUGCAUUGUUUUGCAUUAGUUACAACAGCAGCAGCAGCAGCAGCAGCAGCAACAACAACAACAAAGUCAACAGCAACACCAAAAUCCACAAGUGGCAGCACAAUCUCAACUUCAACAACCACAGGCAGCCCAAGUUUCCCAACAACCACCUGCAGCAAAGCAAAUGCCAACCACUACUGUGCAGCUCCCUGCUCAAAAACUUACAACCACCAGUCAACUGAACUCAACAUCUGCUGCUGUGAGUCUAUUGUUGUUGUCUUUAUGGAGUGUAUAAAUGAGCCAGGGGUGGAGUUAGAGAUCUAAAGAAAAAUUCUUGAGAUUGUAUGACCCUCGCAGGGUACUAGAAAAAAAUGAAGUGCCCCUCCUACUAGCCCUAGGGCAUGGAACAAAACAAAACCCUCCCCACUUGCUUUAGCAAUACCCAAGUCAGAUACUGUGUAGUACAACAAUACUGCCACUGCAGUCGUAAUGACAAAUAAUGAAUACCGGUACCUUUUGUUUGAACUGCAUCAUCACAGAGGUUUCAAGAAUAAUACUUUAUUUUUAUACUAAGAAAACAGUCAACAAAAAUGUUAAGUUUGUGCUAGAAAUGUAUUGUUUAGUGUUGGCAAAAGAGAACUUCACCUGUAAAAUUACGAUUGGGCAGCACAUUUUGAAGAGGUGGUGGGUGGCAACCCUGUACAAUGAUUACAUCAAAAUAAUGUGUCACCAUCAAUUUUUUUAGGCGAUGGCAGCUCUUCAGAAAAGUGCAACACUUCAAAGUGCAGCUGGAACCACAGCUGCAUCGACUUUAUUGAAGACUUCAGGUAAAUGGGUAGUUCAAAACUUAGACGGCUAGUGCUUUAUUUUGUCAGAAGUGUCUAAUCAGACAACUUAAGUCUUAAAGAGAAUUCUACAUCAGUGCUAUAUACCCAGCAAGAUUAGUCUAUUUCUAAUCAUUAUACAUUGCAUUGAUGGUUUUUAAGUUAAAACAAGUGUGUGAGCAAGAAUUUACCAGUUACUCAAACUUGUUUGAUUGGCAGCUGCUGGUAUAGUGCUGAGUGGACAGGCAGUACCAACAGGCAGUGGGUCGAGUAUUGUAGUCAACACACACAAGGGUAAUGCUACAGGCCUCAGUUCCAUGGCAUCAUCCUCCUUUGCAACAAUUAACAAGAGGAUGCAAGCGAAAACUUUGGUUCAAGUUCAAACUGUAAGUACCAAAAGUUGUUUGGUGAGGACUUAGAAUCUCAUAAGGUUUGGAAAAGGGUGUUGAGAGUUUUUCAAUAGGAGUGAUGCAGUCUGUACCAUCUGGAAGACUCUAAUAAAGGAAGGUAGCUCACUGACGGACCAGAAAUUGCUUUUCAUAAUGUUGUAUUUUCACAUCAGGGAGUGGUGGGUCAGACAAUCAGCACAAACAGUGUGAGCAGAAGUAGGUCUACUGAUAGCCUACAUAGCAGUCGUUUCCGCUUCCUUUUAGCCACGUGGAAGAAUCACAGGAGAAGCCCAGGUAGGGAAGGGAUCAAUCUCUCGCACUUCUCUCGCUUGGCUAAGAGGAAGUGGAAACGACUGCUUCACAGGCUAGCCUCCUUGAAUGGCAUGUCAUUAAAAAUGGUCUAAAAAUUUAUAUAUGGCCCAAUUUGAUAUCUCAAGUGCAUGGUGAAAAAGCUUGAAUACUCCCCCAUUCAAAAGAAAGAGGCACACCUUGGGAAGGGGGAUUCUCGGCUGGCAAAUUGUAAAUGAAAAGUGCAAAGCUCUGUACUGUUUUAAAAUCACUGUGGAAAAACCAUACAUGUGAGUAUUUUCUCUAAAAAAUGCUUUUCAGUAUUACCUUAAAUCCUCCUUUCAAAGUUAGUCUUAGGUGUAAAGGUAAGUUUUUCCCGGUAUUUACACUCAGACGUAAAUGAGUUUAUCUUCUUUCGUGCUUUGCUGAAAAGGCUAAAGACAAAUCAAAGUGGCUAAUAUCAAAAAAUAUAUCAUGUUAAUCUCUUUGGUAAGAGCAAAGGCGAUUAUGUUCAGUGAAGUAGAUAAAGACACAAGUAUCAAAGGUUGGGGUUUGGCUUAUGAAGGUAAAGGGUUUAUGAGCCACGUGCAUUAUUUUCCCAGAAUGCGUCUUCUGCUGCGACAUCCACAACAAGAGUGUUGCAGACUCAGCCAAGUCAAGUAAGCAGCCCUCUUGCCACCUCAGGUACUGCAACAUCAAUGACACUUGGUGCUGCCAGCAGCUUAGCACCUGCAUCAUCAUCAUCGACAGUUGUCAGUCAGGUAAGAAGCACUUCUAUAUAAUAAUUUUGUUUUCAGCAACUACCUCGCAAGUGAAGGUUGGGUGCCUGAGACAUCCAGCAGCCUUCACUAGUGGUAUCCAGCUCCUAGAUGGAGACUGCUCCCAUUGAUCCCCAUCUGACCUACGAUCACCAUAUUUCAUGUGUAGUGUCAUCUUGUUUCGCAAAGCUUUGCCAAAUAAAUAGAGUCAAAAGGAGCUUCGACAAGGAAACACUAGAAUUGUUAAUAACAUCAUUAGUCUUUAGCAAGAUGCUUUACUGCUCAUCUGUAUGGUCUAAUACUACACUCCAGAAUAUAAACAGAUUACAAUCUAUUCAGAAUUUUGCCAGCAAGAUCGUAACAAACUCUAGGAAGUUUGACCACGUAACACCUUUGCUUCGAGAGCUAAACUGGCUUCCUGUUAAAGAACAAUUAUUCUAUAGAGACUCCGUUUUGACCUUUAAAUGUCAGAACGAUCUUGCGCCUCAAUACUUAACGAGCAAGUUUUCCAAGCGCUCAAAUAUACAUACUCGUAACACUCGUACACGGAACUCUUUGCAGAUUCCGCUAUACAAAACGGCUAUAGGCCAGCGCACAUUUUCCUACAGAGGGGCCUACAUAUGGAAUAACUUGCAUAAUGAACUUAGGCAAAGUGCCUCAUUGGCAUCUUUCAAGAGCGCCCUGAAAGACACACUAUUGAGGCAGACAUUUCCUUCAUAAGCGUUAGAUUUUAAUAGAAUACCAUCAUAAAUUGUGAUUUCGAGUUUUUAUUGUUAUUUUUGCUUUUAUAAAUUGGAAAUAGUUUGUAAAUAGUUCCUGAAAAACCUCACGAGGAUGUUACUAUUAAAGUUAUUAUUAUUAUUAUUAUUAUCACACAACCCAGCCAUGAGCUCCACCCACAAAGAAGAGAGCCGGCAGCCGUCACACUGACAAACUGUGGAGUUAAAGGGGAAGAGCUCCAAGCUUAAUACAAUGCCAUCACUAAAGAAACGCCCAUGCUCACGCCAAACACACUUUGAUCCAUGAGCACGUGGAAUCCCGUUGCAUGCGCAUCUGUAAAUGCCGCUGAACACAAAGGAAGGCUAAUGCUCCUCGUUAACUACUUUAUUUAAAAUUACAUUUGACUGCAUUAAAUAAUCGUGUAUGUGAACUGCAGACAAUACAUUGCAGUAAUGGUUUAAUUUUUAACAGUUUAUAAACAUCUCUGAAAAGUAACAAUCAUGUUCAGUAUUCAAAGCCUGGCUUUUGUAAUAACUGGUCACAACAACAACCAGUUGGAGACCCGGUCAACUGUGAGUUUGUGAUUUACCCGGUGAUGGUAAUUUAUCAAAGUGAGAGUAUAAAAAUAAUCAUAUGCAUAAAACCCAGACUAAACAUGGGAAUGAUGGUGAUCCUCUUUUUCUCAUAGGUUGGUCAGCAGACGUCCUCUCCAUCAGUUGCUUCUGCAAGUAUGUAUUGUGUGUGGGGUUUGUUUACGUACGUGCCCGUAUUAUCAACUCAGUCACUCCAUACGAGAUCUAAAGUGCUUACCAUUUACAUGGGAAAACCGGAAAUUCUGGUUGGAAAAUCAAAUAGUUCUCCCUAUUCCAUUUGGGUGUACUUCACAGCUUUUCGUUCUCCCACCGCGUCGAAUUUUAUAGAUUGAUGUUUCUGAACAGGAUUUCCACCCAGGUGAUUUUAUAUAAAUGACAAGCACCCCUAGUUAACCCCCCUCCCCCUUCCACUCCCCGUCUAUCACAUACUGCUUGGCCACCACUGGGAUUGAAAGUGUAAAUGUUGCUCCUUCUGAUAUGAUGUUCUCUGAUUUGUGUUGUCAAUAGGCCACAGUCUUCCAGUGGGUACCCAGCAGUUUGUAAACCAGGCCGGAGUCAAGCUAACACCCCAGCAAGUUGCUUUAAUAAGACAGCAUCAUAUUCAGCAGCAACAAUUGAAAAGGCAACAAGCGGAUCACAUGAAACAGCAGCAGCAUCAGCAGCAACUCAAGCGCUUUCAGAUUCAGCACGUGAAUCAAGGGCAAAUUAACCAAGGUGCCGGUACCGCCGCUGGCGCUGUCAACAUACCUAAGCAAGGAACAGUUCAGCAAGCUUCUGUUCAACAGAGACAGCAGAUGGCAAACCAACAACAGGCACAGGCUGCUGCUAUCCUCCAAAAGAAGACUCCACAGACUCUCACCCAGCAGCAGAUUCAGCAGAUCCUGUCAAAACAGCAGCUGUCGCAUUUGACGCCUCAACAACAGGCACAACUGCGACAUCAGAUUCAACAGCAGCACCAGCAACAGAUGUUGCAAAAACUGGCGUUGCAGAAGCAGCAUCAACAACAACAGCAGCAUGGUGUCGGGAACGUGACCACCAUGCAAAGUGCACCGGCAGGUCAACCUGUUUCAGCACCUUCAAGUGUAGCAAAGUCCAUGACGCCACAAGUUCAGGCACAGUUGCUUGCAGUACACAAGCAGAAGCAACAACAGCAGCAACAGCAGCAGGUUCAAAGUCAGGUGGCACCGCAGCCUGUAGUCUCACUUGCUACAGCACAGGUUCAGCAGCAGCAGUCGCAGCAACCUCAGCAGAUGGCGACUGUGACACUGGGACAGAGGACUGCUGCUCCAGCUGUUCAGUUACUACAGCAGCAACAACAGGCAGCCCAACAACAGCAACAAGCACAGCAGCAGCAAGCACAUCAUCAGCCCCCAUACCAAAUGAGGCUGCGCAAUCCACCCAAACAUUAACCCCUCAUCUUAUACACAGCCAACUGUUAACAAUCCUCAAGCAGGCGACGCGCUCGAAUACGCGCCACCUCUCAAGAAAAAAGGCAGAAUUGUAUUUUUAUUUUGUGCGUGCAUGUAUUACACAAGAAAAAAACAAAUCCGUUCAACUUAUACCAUGUACAAAGAAACGUUGAAAAAUACUCGGUGGCCAGGAAAAAGGCGCCGUUCUCUCCUUUCUCUAAGUAUACAUUAGGCUGCUUUUUUUUGUGACAGCCUCGAUCCCAGGUUAUCUCCUACUCUCUCCAUAGGGACGGGUAGGAGAGAACCCUGGGAACGAGGUUGUUUCUUGUGACUUCUCAAAGGGAUAAGGACAAUCCAUCAGUUUUGCUACCGUGAUUUAUAAAAUAGUUUUAAAGAAGACGUGCAUACAGCUUGUAAAUUUUGCUUUAAAUUCUUUUGAUCGUCCAUUUGUAGUGAUAUAGGGGGUGUAAAUACACCUUGUUUAAAAAGGCGGAUAAUGUAUGUUAGCUAUGCAGUCAAAGAAGUAAAUAAGUAACUUUGUGUAUUUUUAUUUUCUAUUUACGUUCAUUGUACUAUUACCAUAUUUAAGGUCCCUGUAUCACCUCUCAUCUCAUAACAGUUGGUCGGGCUUGAAAACGCUUCAGUUAACCCUUGUCAAAACCCCUAACAUAGGUGAUCAUUUUAUUUCUCCUCUUGGUAACUCUGCUCAACCAGAAAUAACGGUUGUGAGAAAACAGGAAAUGCAAGUAACACAUUUCUUGAUUAUUAUACAAAUUCUCCUCACCAGUACCGAAGAUAACAUAUACUGAACAGUGUGGAGAAUGACACUGGCACUAUUUGGGUUAAGUGCUGAUGGUGUGGGUGGGGGCUCAUUUGUGUUAGUACUACUUUCCUUCACACUAACCACAUAAAGCGUAAGAAAUUUCUGACAUAUAUUUUCACUAGUACAAAUACUUUUCUCCUUCUCGUUGAGCUCUUGACGUACACAAAGGAUAAAUGUUGAUUGUGCAGCUUUACUUUCCAGCAAUAGAGACGUCUCUAUGACCCUCUAUCAGCUCCAAGAAGAAAAUAAAUAUUUCUUCGCUUUUGUUCUGUGGUUUAAACUUUGAAUGCUAUCAGCCCUAGUCUUAACAUUUAUAAGUUUAUGGAACAAUUUUGUAAGUUAUUGUAAAAAUAUGUUACGUAGCUAAC
Porites lobata is the source of this 35516-nucleotide messenger RNA. NCBI's taxonomy places the organism in Eukaryota, Metazoa, Cnidaria, Anthozoa, Scleractinia, Poritidae. The record is from the annotation of a GenBank genome assembly.